Molecule: messenger RNA, 1130 nt
Organism: Aspergillus heteromorphus CBS 117.55
Lineage: Eukaryota; Fungi; Ascomycota; Eurotiomycetes; Eurotiales; Aspergillaceae
Product: polysaccharide deacetylase family protein
Exons: 4
Coding region: 133-1050 (305 amino acids)
Biological process (GO): carbohydrate metabolic process
Molecular function (GO): hydrolase activity, acting on carbon-nitrogen (but not peptide) bonds
Source: RefSeq, a predicted model, not a curated record
CUUCUCCCCACUUCCCCUCUCGAAGCUCCUGCGCUUCGAGGUAUAUCUUUUCUAUAACGCGCUGUCGACGAUACAUUCCCCGGUCCGAGUUACCUCAAUAAUCACACUCAUCACCACGCUACCAUAAUCGACAUGGGAAAGAAGCGCGUUCUCGUCAGCUACGGUGUCGAUAUCGACGCCGUAGCCGGCUGGCUGGGAUCCUACGGUGGAGAGGACAGUUCGAACGACAUCAGUCGAGGUCUAUGGGCCGGUCAUAUCGGCACAACCCGACUCCUCAAAAUGUUCGAGCGGUACAACAUCAAAGCCACCUGGUUCAUCCCGGGCCACUCACUCGAAACCUUCCCUGAGGAGUGCGCCAUGGUCCGCGACGCUGGGCAUGAGCUUGGGCUACACGGAUACAGCCACGAAAACCCUACGGACAUGACCCUUGAACAGCAACGGGAUAUCCUCGACAAGACCUACAGACAGCUUUACGAUUUCUGCGGCAAGGCGCCCCGCGGGAUCGUCGCUCCGUGGUGGGAGACCAGCACGGAGAUGACGGAGCUUCUCCUCUCGUACGGGAUCGAAUACGACCAUUCCAUGUCGCACCACGAUUGCCAGAUGUAUUGGCUGCGGACCGGUGACACGUGGACCAAGAUUGAUUACAGCAAGAAGGCGGAGACCUGGAUGAAGCCCCUGGUUCGGGGUCAGGAUACCGGGCUGGUUGAGAUCCCUGGGAACUGGUACAUUGAUGAUUUGCCCCCCAUGAUGUUCAUCAAGUCGUCGGCCAACAGCCAUGGCUGGGUAAAUCCCAGAGAUGUUGAGGAUAUCUGGAAGGAUCAUUUCGAUUAUUUCUACCGGGAGUAUGACGAGUUCGUCUUUCCGAUGACGAUUCACCCGGAUGUGUCGGGUCGUCCGCACGUUCUUCUGAUGCAUGAGAGGAUAAUUGAGCACAUCAACAAACAUGAGGGUGUAGAGUGGGUGACUUUCGAGCAGAUGUGUGACGAUUUCAAGAGCAAGAACAAGCCGCCGGAGGGCGCGAAGAUGCCAGCUCCUCCUAUGCUGCCGUAGCUUUUGGCAUGCCAUGUUCCAAUGGUUGAAAUUGUUGUUCGGAAAUGACACUGGUUGUUCUAGAUUUUCGUCCUGAUUAC